CCGAUCCUGCUGCUGAGUGACAGCAGCGGCACUUCCUGCGGCGGCGGGGCCGCAGCCUUUGUGUCCGCGUCUGCAUGAGGGAAGGAGCCCCGCGGUCGCGGAGCAGGCAGCGAGAGGAGAAGGAGAAGGAGGAGAAGGAAGAGGAGCAGGAGGAAGAGGCUGUUGCGCUGCGGAAGCCGGCGGAGAAACGCCUUCAUCCGUGAGGGCGGCAGAAAGAGCCGCUGCUGCUCCGCAGAUCGGCGGCCCAGGUCUGUUUACUGUUUACGAGCCUGAAGAUGGCUGCUGCUUCUUCCUGCAGUGUGGAAGAAGAUGAGAGCCUGAAGGGAUGUGAGCUCUACGUUCAGAAGCACAACAUCCAGCAGAUCUUAAAGGAGUGCAUUGUAAAUCUCUGCAUAGCAAAACCAGACCGACCCAUGAAGUUCCUCAGAGAACACUUCGAAAAAUUAGAAAAGGAAGAAUGCAAACAGAUACUGGCUCGGCAGAAGUCCAGUUCCCAGUCUGAUUCCCAUGACGAUGAGAUUUCUCCUCCGCCUCCCAACCCAGUAGUAAAAGCCCGACGCAGGAGAGGAGGAGUCAGUGCAGAGGUGUACACAGAAGAAGAUGCUGUUUCUUAUGUUAGAAAGGUUAUUCCGAAGGACUAUAAAACUAUGACUGCUCUGGCAAAGGCCAUCUCCAAGAAUGUGCUCUUUGCUCAUCUCGAUGACAAUGAACGAAGUGACAUAUUUGAUGCCAUGUUUCCUGUUACACACAUCGCAGGAGAAACUGUCAUACAGCAAGGUGAUGAAGGAGACAACUUCUAUGUGAUUGACCAAGGCGAGGUGGAUGUUUAUGUCAAUGGAGAGUGGGUCACCAGCAUUGGAGAAGGAGGCAGCUUUGGGGAGCUGGCACUGAUCUAUGGAACGCCCAGGGCUGCCACGGUCAAGGCCAAGACAGAUCUCAAGCUGUGGGGCAUCGACAGGGACAGCUACAGGCGCAUCUUAAUGGGCAGCACACUGAGGAAGCGGAAGAUGUAUGAAGAAUUCCUGAGCAAGGUCUCCAUUUUGGAGUCCCUGGAUAAAUGGGAGCGGCUGACAGUGGCUGAUGCGCUGGAACCUGUCCAGUUUGAAGACGGAGAAAAAAUUGUUGUGCAGGGAGAGCCUGGUGACGACUUUUUCAUUAUUACAGAGGGCACAGCCUCUGUUCUGCAGCGCAGGUCUGAUAACGAGGAGUAUGUCGAGGUUGGAAGGCUUGGUCCAUCAGAUUAUUUCGGUGAGAUAGCACUGCUGCUCAACCGGCCCCGCGCUGCGACGGUGGUGGCACGUGGACCCCUGAAGUGCGUGAAGCUCGACCGGCCCCGCUUCGAACGAGUGCUCGGCCCCUGCUCUGAGAUCCUCAAGAGAAACAUUCAGAGAUACAACAGCUUCAUCUCUCUCACUGUCUGAAUGAUUCCUUUUGGAAAGCUGCCUUUGUGUGACCUCGUGCACUUACAUUAGCUCCGUGCAGCUCCAUGGCUUUAGCAAGAAAAAAUAAAAGGUGUGCAUUUCAUGUGUAUUUUUUCUGUUAUGUCACGCACUGGAUGUCAGUUCAAAUCUUAUGUAUCAUUUAAGAAAGAAGACAACUGUUUGGAUAGGACUAGCUUUGGGAAAGUGCUCAGGGAAGAGCAGGCUUUUGGCUUGCAGGCAAGAUUUUUACCUGUUGCUGGAUCGUACAGAUAAAACUGUGCUUUUAACUAUUUAAACUACAGACAAAUGUCUCUUUCCCUCACUAUCUCACAGCUAUUCUCAAAGCCAGUCUUACUCCCCUUUUGUCAAGCUUCUUUGAUAAAGUGAUGUCCCUCUACCUGUCACUCCUAGCAGACUUUUCACUGGUUAGGGACUGGAGGUUUCCAAAAUCCACGUGGUCAGUGGCAGUUCUGCGAUUAAAGAGGGACGAUUAGGGAAAGAUUUUAAUCAUUCCAGUAAGCUGAGGAAAAGUAGGACUUUUGAGUCACUUUGUGGUUUAGAAACAGGGGCCAUUACUGCUCUGUGUUACCAGCCCUUUGGGUCUGCUUUGUAGCUCUGAGGAGAUGCCAGGGCAAACAGACAGCUCCGGGCCUAUGGGUGAGGCGUCCAAGAAGCAGCGGUUUGUCAGAUGAUGGAUGGAGCCUUUAGGAGCAAUGUUAUCUGAUUUCUCCCUUUUUUACAUGGGAUUCGCAUCAGGUUCCUUAAAUGCCACUGAGAACUUCUUCACUGAACUAGGUGUGCUUUGAAACAUAUUUAUCUGCACCAGAGUGUCCUCAGCUGCUGCUCUGAAUACUGUAAGGAAUGCUCAGGCGAUGGUGGCAGGUGUAAAGCAGCAGUUUGAUAGGGCUCUUUCACAUGAAGUCCAUUUAAUUCAUUUCAAAUGCCUUUUUUUAGUGUGCAGCCAGCCAAAUAUGUGCUCCGAAGUGUUGCCUCCUGCAGCAGAUGUGCAUGGCAGAACAAAAGGCACCAGGAGUUGCAGCAAGCUCUGUGUGCCCGCAGCCUUGCUGGCAGCUCUUGCUGCUCUGUGCAGAUGCGGGUAUCAAGCAGAGCCUCUGCAGAGCUGGACCUUGCUCUGCUGUGCAGCCCUGCAGGUUGGGAUCAUCCAAAUUAUUCUCUGGGGAAGCUUUUCCUUUGAAGGAGAAGUUUUCUGUGCUAACUGCCGCAAAUCUCUGCAUCUCCACUACCCUAAAUAGCACUGCCCACCUUUUAGUUGCAGCAAAACUGUAUUUCUUCUUUACGAUAGCACCACUCAGAGUAAAUAGGAACUUUCCAUACCUUUUACAUGCCAAAGGCUGUAUAAUGAAACGAGGCAGCAAUCCUCCUUCUGAAACUAUAGGUGUUAGUUAAGAACUUGUCUCAAAUUACCCACACUGACAUGAGCCUUGGAGUUAACAAAGCCCACCUGGCACUGUCCUGCUGCCUCCCAGCAGAAGGCUCUCGUGCUGCCCACUGCUGCCACUGCAGUGGGAAGGAGCUCCCAGGCUGCAGUCAGAGUCCUCUCACCACUCCAAGGUGCUUAAUUUAUUUCAAUGUAUUUCCAGCAGCCCUGUCAGUGUAUCUCAGUUGCUACUAUUUAUUAUGAUUACGUUAUGCUUCUUGCACGUGUUGUUAAAUGCGACCAUGCACAUUUCUCAGCCUUGCAGUUCUGUGACAUGCAUCCACACGGGCAGAUGCCCGUUCUAUAGGUCAAUAAAAGUGUAUGCGUUUGUAAAACUUCUAGUUUUCUUCACUGUUUUUGUAUUCUCUUGUGCUGCUUUUAAGACACGUUUUUAAAGGUCACUCCUGUAUGUUAUUUAACCUAUUGCCGUUCUGUUGUACUCAUAACGAAAAUUGUGAGUGUUUUGCAUCAUGUGCAAGAUACAUUCAUGGUUACUCACCAGGUUAUUAGCCUCACCACUUAGGAGUUACUUCAGCACACACACAGAACAGAUUCUUUGCUUUAAACCUUCACAGAUCAUGAAAAUACAUCUGAAUGACCAUAUGAGCAAAUUCAAGAGAAGUGUGAUCAUUCAACGCCAGGCUUCCUAUGCUUUAAGUGGAACAAAAUGAUCUUCUAUGACAUUUUAAAGAUAAUUGUAAUAUUUGCAGUGGAUGAUGGGAUAGAAUUACAGUAUGAAUAAAAUUCUUCUACGUUA
Molecule: messenger RNA, 3616 nt
Organism: Lagopus leucura (white-tailed ptarmigan)
Lineage: Eukaryota; Metazoa; Chordata; Aves; Galliformes; Phasianidae
Gene: PRKAR1B
Product: protein kinase cAMP-dependent type I regulatory subunit beta
Exons: 11
Coding region: 276-1421 (381 amino acids)
Biological process (GO): regulation of protein phosphorylation
Cellular component (GO): cAMP-dependent protein kinase complex
Molecular function (GO): cAMP-dependent protein kinase regulator activity
Source: RefSeq, a predicted model, not a curated record